Fraxinus pennsylvanica is the source of this 663-nucleotide messenger RNA. Lineage: Eukaryota; Viridiplantae; Streptophyta; Magnoliopsida; Lamiales; Oleaceae. The record is from the annotation of a GenBank genome assembly.
AUGGAUGCCAUUCUUUACCUAGACACCAUUUUAGUUCCUAUGAGUCUCUUCAUUACAAUAGGCUACCAUGCAUAUCUUUGGCAUAACUUGAAGCACAAACCAGCCUUAACAUCCAUUGGCAUGAACUCAUUAAAAAGAAGGGCAUGGUUGAAAGAACUAAAUCAGGGAGAUGAUAAAAAGGGCAUGUUAGCAGUCCAAAGCUUGAGAAACACAUUGAUGGCCACUAUUCUUACAGCUUCAAUCACAAUUAUCAUCACAAUCUCCUUAGCAGCUUUCACAAACAACGCGUUGAAAGCUAACAAUCUCUUUAGCAGUAACUUUUUCGGGUCUAAAUCGGGUAGGAUUUUCGUGCUAAAGUUUGGCUCAUCUUCAAUCUUUCUGUUGGCAAGUUUCUUGUGUAGCUCUAUUGCUCUAGGCUGUUUGGUAGAUGCCAAUUACUUGAUAAAUACAAUAGGGGAAUUCUCACCUGCUCCAGGAUACACAGAGACUAUAUUGGAGAGAGGUUUUAUAUUGGCUGUGGUGGGAAAUAGGGCUCUUUGCAUCAGUAUCCCCUUGCUGUUGUGGUUGUUUGGCCCCGUGUCCGUGGCUUUGUCCUCCGUGGGACUCGUUUGGGGACUCUAUGCGCUUGAUUUUGUCGGAAAAAUCUCAAGUCUUACCGACUAA